Messenger RNA from Vigna unguiculata (cowpea), 1448 nucleotides. RefSeq names its product E3 ubiquitin-protein ligase SINAT5-like. NCBI's taxonomy places the organism in Eukaryota, Viridiplantae, Streptophyta, Magnoliopsida, Fabales, Fabaceae. Gene Ontology annotation, molecular function: zinc ion binding; protein binding; ubiquitin protein ligase activity. Gene Ontology annotation, biological process: ubiquitin-dependent protein catabolic process; multicellular organism development. The record is from RefSeq and is a predicted model, not a curated record. Gene Ontology annotation, cellular component: cytoplasm.
AGAGACAACAAGAAAAGAACCCGUUGGUCACCAGAAUGGACUUUGGUUUUAUAGCAAUCCUCUUUAUUCACCGAUCCACGUCCAUCACCGUCUUCCUUCUCCUAUUCUCUUUUUCUUGUUCAUGUUCUUGUUGUUCUUCUUUUGAGAAAAAAAGAAGAAGAACAUAGAGAAUUGAAGGAGGAAGAUUGAGAACGGGGAAUACCCAGGUAAUUGGUUCUGUUAAAUUUUUUAUUUUGAUAACUGGGUGUUUCUCUUUUCAUCUUUUUACCUUCAGUGGGAGAAAGGGGGGUUUUCUGAGUUGAUGGACUUGGAAAGCGUUGAGUGUGUGUCAUCCUCGGAUGGCAUGGAUGAGGAUGAGAUCCACACCAAUCAUCAUCACUCUGAGUUUUCUUCCACAAAGCCUCGCAAUGGAGGCACCAAUAACGUUAAUUCUGUGGGGUCCACCGCUCUUCCUCCGGCAACCAGCGUCCAUGAGUUGCUGGAAUGUCCUGUGUGUACUAAUUCAAUGUACCCUCCAAUCCACCAGUGUCACAAUGGCCACACGCUCUGUUCCACUUGUAAAACAAGGGUGCACAACCGAUGUCCCACUUGUAGACAAGAGCUUGGAGAUAUUAGGUGUUUGGCACUGGAAAAGGUGGCUGAAUCACUUGAGCUACCUUGCAAGUACUUCUCCCUUGGAUGUUCAGAAAUCUUUCCAUACUACAGCAAGCUUAAGCAUGAGACAGUAUGCAAUUAUAGACCAUAUAGUUGCCCUUAUGCUGGAUCAGAGUGUUCUGUCGUGGGAGAUAUUCCCUUCCUUGUUGCACAUUUAAGGGACGAUCAUAAAGUGGACAUGCACACAGGAUGCACAUUCAACCAUCGUUACGUGAAGUCAAAUCCGCGUGAAGUGGAGAAUGCAACCUGGAUGCUCACAGUGUUUCAUUGUUUUGGUCAAUAUUUCUGCCUUCAUUUUGAAGCUUUCCAGCUUGGCAUGGCACCUGUUUACAUGGCAUUCCUUCGUUUUAUGGGUGAUGAGAAUGAGGCUCGGAAUUAUAGCUAUAGCCUAGAGGUUGGGGCCAAUGGUAGGAAACUCAUCUGGGAGGGUACGCCACGAAGUGUUCGAGAUAGUCACCGGAAAGUGAGGGAUAGCCAUGAUGGGCUCAUCAUUCAAAGAAAUAUGGCUCUAUUUUUCUCUGGUGGGGACAGAAAGGAGCUGAAACUCAGAGUUACAGGAAGAAUAUGGAAGGAGCAACAGAAUUCGGAUGCUGGUGUGUGCAUGCCAAAUCUCUGUAGUUGACAUGUUAUUUGAAGGGCAUUUCUAUCAGUUCUGUUUCUUCACUCAUUUAGGCUAUAUAUUUAUACCAUCCAAGUGCCUCUGAAAUGUCCAGUUUUCAUAAACUGUGUAAUGAACCAGAUUUUCUUCCUCUGAAAUUUGUUUGAUUGGAAUUUCAAUUAACUCUUGCUCUGAA